UAAAUCUGUCAGAAAGGCCCUCCCUUUGUCUGGCCCUGCUGGAGCGCUCCAGGUCCUGGCAGACCACCGACGGUCCGGUCCGAAGAAGAAAAGGGCCAGAGCUUUCGGAGUUUGCGCGGGAGCCAAAAAACCGCUGGUCCCGGUCGACCUCCCAGAGGAGCUGGCAUUAAGGGCACUAAUUGAACACAGACAUCAUAACACUGGCCAGCUCCGUGCUAUGCUCUUUCACUCUCUCUCAUACACGCACAUACGUAAACACAUACACACGCAGAGUCAGGAAGCGUUUUUGUAAAGCAGCGCUUUAUCGGAAAGUGCCCUGACCACGCCGGCCCAUUUGGACCGCCUCACGCUGCCAAGAGCUCGAGAGCGGUGCGUGGUUUUUGUCUACUCCAUGGACUGUCAACAGGACCCGCACCUUGGCCGCCCGGACGUUGAUGGAGUUCUUGCAGGGCAGUGGUGAUUACUGCCACGCCCAACAUCGCAGCGCCUGAGCCCGGGUGGCAUGAGCGCCCGGCACUGACCUUUGGAUGCCAAGAGGCGCCUGCUGUCAUCGGGCUCCCGCCUCUCGCAGUCCGCUCCCGCCACACACACAGAUGGGGUAACUCGCGCCCGGUCAAGCCCAGUGCGAGCCAGCCGACCGCAACCCCGUCCUCCUCACCCCAGACUCGAGAACAGACCAGCGUCCACCGGAGAAAAAGCCUCCUCCCUUUUCUCUUUUUUUUGAGGCCGCCGAAAGACACAAGACGGGCAACUUCGGCAGGGAGGUGGGGGGUCCUAAUAGUGGGCGAGCAGCACUUUUGGGGGAGUCCGUUAUUUAUUUUUGGGGUUCUGGAAACGGACGGACGGAUUCGCGAGGCGGCAUGGCGAGGAUGAACCGCCCCGCUCCCGUGGAGGUGUGCUACAAGAACAUGCGCUUCCUCAUCACGCAUAACCCCACCAACUCCACCCUCAGCAGCUUCAUCGAGGACCUGAAGAAGUAUGGCGCCACGACGGUGGUCAGAGUGUGCGAGAUCACGUACGACAAAGCCCCGCUCGAAAGGGACGGGAUCACCGUGGUGGACUGGCCGUUCGACGACGGCGCACCCCCUCCUUCCAAAAUCGUGGAGGACUGGCUGAGUCUGCUGAGGAGCAAGUUUUGCGAUGACCCGGGCUCCUGUGUGGCGGUGCACUGCGUGGCGGGCCUGGGACGGGCUCCUGUGCUGGUGGCCUUGGCGCUGAUCGAGAGCGGGAUGAAGUACGAGGACGCCAUUCAGUUCAUAAGGCAGAAGCGCAGAGGGGCCAUUAACAGCAAGCAGCUGACGUACCUGGAGAAGUACCGGCCCAAACAGAGACUGCGUUACAAAGACCCCCGCCACCUGAAGAACAAGUGCUGCAUCAUGUGACUCCCCGCGGCUCCCCUCCCAACGAACCGGACGCUCGUUUGGAUAAGCGGACCGCCGGCGCCCACCCCCCCCAACGCACUUUGACUCGGAACUCUGGAUUUGAACCGAAGAGCUUCUCUCCCGGCCUGCCCGGGGCGAGCAACGGACUCUUCCUCGUCUCAGGUCCGGCUGGAGACCGGCCGUUAGGAAUUUAGUCUUUAUUUGUAUGAGCUAAUCGCGAGUGCUGGCUAACCUCCCCACUCGGGGACCCGGACAGCUGUGCGUCUCUCAGGUCUUUCGGACGCACGCCUCCCCCUCCGCAUCAACGCCGACCCGUCCACCUACGGGCGAGCAACGGACUGAUGAACUCUCAGCUCCAAUGCUGCGCUACGCCUGCGCUAGCCUACGUUAGCCAGCAGGCACAGGGUAAAUGAAUUAGCGAAAUUAGCGGGACUUUUGUACCUUUCUUGUCGUCUGUGGGUCCGCUCUUGCCCUCUCCUUGCCAAGAUGGCCGUUUUCACAAAACCCACCGUCACGGUCCUCACAAGUUUGCACGCCUCAAUAAAUCCUUCCUUGUUAUCGCAAGGAGGGUGGGACUUGGGGGCACGGGGUUUGUGAUGUAUCGAGUGUGGGGGUCUAAUUAUUUGGUGUGGUGGCGAGGGAGGGGCAAGUGGGGUAUGUGUAUUUCUAUAGAUUAUUUUUCUCUCCACAUUUUUUCGUACAAGAUGCUAAAGGAUUAGAACUGCUUACCCCAGUGGCUGAAUGCGUCAAGGGGACGGGUUGGCGUUUUGCACAGGAAGUGGUUCUGUCCAUGCUUUGUCGUCGCUAGCGGCAGGGCAACUUCCUGUUGAAUUUUGAUCGCCUUGAAAGUGAGCCACUUCAGAUAUACAGAAAUAAUAAAGUAUGGUUUCAUGUUUAAAUUGUGGAUCUUUUGUGUGGCUUUGUUGUGAAUUGGGGAAAAUUAAUAAAGGGAUUUCUGUUGUAUGCA
Conger conger (European conger) is the source of this 2349-nucleotide messenger RNA. RefSeq names its product protein tyrosine phosphatase type IVA 3-like. Gene Ontology annotation, cellular component: nucleus. Bases 861 to 1382 code for a protein of 173 amino acids. Gene Ontology annotation, biological process: endothelial cell migration; protein dephosphorylation. Gene Ontology annotation, molecular function: protein tyrosine phosphatase activity. The transcript is spliced from 7 exons. The record is from RefSeq and is a predicted model, not a curated record. Lineage: Eukaryota; Metazoa; Chordata; Actinopteri; Anguilliformes; Congridae.